Molecule: messenger RNA, 9947 nt
Organism: Mercenaria mercenaria
Lineage: Eukaryota; Metazoa; Mollusca; Bivalvia; Venerida; Veneridae
Exons: 5
Coding region: 88-4476 (1462 amino acids)
Cellular component (GO): nucleus
Source: RefSeq, a predicted model, not a curated record
CUCUCGCUGAUUGAUCAAUAUCUGACCUAAAUUCCAUAUUUCCAGAAUAUUAACCAAUCGCCUGAUGUUUCAUAUAUUUGUUUUGAUAUGUAUAAUCCGGGGAAUCUGCAUCGUAAAAUGGACGAAAGUGUAAAUAUUGGAAUUACAACAGCAAAAAAUAACGAGGAAAACACUGUUAUCUCAAACAAACAAAAUGUAACAUUAACUCCACAGGAUAAAGUAAAAGUUUCUUCACAAAGUGACAAUAAUGUCACGGCGUCUAUGCCGAAAGAUAGGUUAGAAAACAUUAGAAAUUUUCCCGGUUUCCAUAACACGCUGGUCGGUAUGAACACAGACCAACACAUGGAACCACCAAAGGCCAAGCGUCUAAAACUCUCACCGGCUAAUGGAUCAGUGACUGUGUCGGACGCGAAUGAAACUGCUGAGAUUGGGAAACGACGGCGUAUACAACAUGAUUAUAGGAGGCUGUCUAGCUCGGGAUAUUUGGAUGAUUACGAGACCAGUAGCCUGUGUAGGGAGAGACGGUUUUCAUCCGAUUCUGAUGCAACUUCAAGUUCACCCAGUCCAAACAAAACAAAAGUUACAACUCCACCAGUUGUCACGAAAGAAGCUGAAAAUCCUGGAAUGCCACCUGUUAAACUUACUCUCAAACUCUCUAAGACAGAAAAUGGAAUGUUUAUAAAUGGCAAUGUGUCAACACAAGUUAUGAAGGAUGAGUCAGAAAAGCAUCCCAAGAGACACAGAUCUUCAGAAAAUGGUCACCACCAUCAUCACCAUCACCAUAAAGACAAGAGUCACCAUCACAGUAAACAUUCCCAUAAAAAGACAGACAAACACAAGUCAAACAGUUCAGAUAAUUCUAAAUCACAAGGAAAAUCUUCAGAACAGAAAGAGGAAGAAAAAAUGAAAGAUGAUAAUAAAACUGUAUCAAAGAAACCACAAGAAUCAAAUAAGGACAAAAAUAAUCCUAACACAAGUGUGAAGGAGAACUGUAAAAACGAUGAAAAACAUGCAGGUUCCGUGAAAAUGAAAGAAGACAAAGCAGAUAAAAAAUUGGAUGGUAAUGUUAGUGUAAGUGAAGGUAAGAAGGUUGAUCUUACAGAGAAUGGACAGGAGAAGAUUGAUACAAGUGCUAAGAAACAUGAUGUUAAAGAAAUUCCAACUCAGACUAAGCAUUUCACGGGAAUUGAAAACAGUAAAACAGUUAACCCUGAAAAUGCUAAUGAGAUCAGUACCAAAACAGAUACUGACAAAAAUGAUGUUGGCAAAAUAAAGGAUGAUAACAAGAUAAAUGGAAAACUGAAAUCUGGAAGUAAUCCAGUCUCAAAUGGAGAAAAAGAAAACACACCAAAUGAAGAAAAUGUUGUUAAAGAAAAUCACAAAGACUGUGUUGUUAGAGAAAAUCAUAAAGAGGAUGUUGUAAAAGAAAAUCAGAAAGAAGAUGGAGUAAAAGAAAUUCAGAAAGAGGGUGGUGUAAAAGAAAAUCAGAAAGACAGUGUUGUAAAAGAAAGUCAUAAAGAUAGUGUUGUGAAAGAAAAUCGUAAAGACGGUGUUGUCAAAGAAAACAGUUCGAACAAUAAAGCAUCUGAUCAUAGUACAUCUCAUAGAUCAAAACAUCACAAGCAUCAACAUAGAGAUAAAAGUGGAUCAAAGCCAUCAUCAAGUAGUGACAGUAAGUCUCACAGACAUGAUCAUCACAGAAGCGAAAGUAAAUCGGAUCACUCUCAUAAAAAAUCUAGUUCAGAUCAUUCACAGAAAACAAGUUCUGAUCAUUCACAGAAAUCAAUAACAUGUAAUUCCCACAAAACAGUUUCUGGUACUCCUCAAAAAUCAGAAUUCCGAUCAAAAUCUGAGCAUGUACAUAGAACUGUUUCAAAAGAGAGCACUGAUGUUUCUCAGCAAAAAGACGCAAAGUCUGCUCCUAAAGACUCGCAGAAGUCAGAAACAGUGGGAAAAUCGGAAUCGUCAUCUACAGACAAACCCAGAAGUCAUCACAGGAAAAAACGCAUUGUUAAUUGCGGUGUUCAGGUAAAUCUUAGAAAAAAGACUGAUACCAAAUCUGCUCAAGUUCCAGAAGAUAUCGGAGGAGCAUCGUCAAGCAAAUCCGUUGAGUCUCAAAAAAUAUCUGAAAAGAAAUUACAAAGGAUUGCUUAUGUACAACAAAGUAUGACCAGUGUUCAGAAAGGUGGAAAACACUCCAAGCCAACACCGAGGACUGGACUGGAAGAUCACAGGGAACCAAAGGAGCAGAAUUCCAGUCAGGUCUCGUCAGAGUUUUCCGCUGAAUCUCAGGGCAAUAAAUUGUGGAAAGCAGAGGUUUCAAGUAUUGGCAAGUACAAAUACAAAAAUCUGAUGCAUGUUGAAAGAUACAGUAAUGGUGGUGGGCUUAUACUUCAUGCAUACCAAAAUGAAGUUGAUAAACUCAGUGAUACGGAAAAAGUUGAAUUUGCUAAGGAGUUUAUGGACUUCACAUAUGGAGAACCUAAUGAAGGUGUUGCUAACUGUUGUAUAUCAGUUGUCCAUGGAGCUAUCAGUCAUAUGCCAGAUUUUAUAGAACACUUUGCUGACACUUACCCAAAUCUCACAAUAAAAGCAGGUGUUCUUGGCAAAAGUGAUAUAGAGACAAUGACUUUUGAGAAGUACAGAGAACAGCUACAUAAGAGUUUCUCCGCAGGAACAUUUCGUUGUGGGCCUUUGUUACAAGUGAGUGUCGUAGGAACAGCACAAGAGGAAGUUGGGGACUACUUCCCAGAAGUCCUAGAUAUGUUUGAGAGUGAUCCAUUCCUAAACCUUGUAAUGCCAUGGGGAGAAUUGUCUUCAGUAAGAAUGGCAUCUCGGAACAUGAGUAAUGAUGGGCCUAUAUUGUGGACAAGGCCUGGAGAACAGCUAAUACCUACAGCUGAUAUGCCUAAAUCUCCUUUUAAGAGAAAGAGGGGAAUGAAUGAGUUGAAGAACCUUCAGUAUUUACCGAGAUCUUCUGAACCGAGGGAAACAAUGGUGGAGGAUCGAACCCGUUGCCAUGCCGACCAUGUUGGUCAUGGCUUUGACAGGCACACUACUGCUGCUGUGGGAAUGCUUAAGGCUAUCACAUGCGGAAAAAAACCAGAAGAAGACCGUAUUGUGAAAGAUGUGAUCUGCUUUAAUCCAGGUGACUUUAUGCAGCUGGUGGACAAAUUACAACUUGAUCUCCAUGAACCUCCCGUCUCACAGUGUGUGACCUGGGUUGAAGAUGCUAAGCUGAACUAUCUACACAGGGAGGGUGUGAGGUAUGCCAGAAUACAGCUGCGAGACAAUGACAUCUACUUCAUACCUCGCAAUGUCAUCCACCAGUUCAAAACUGUCUCUGCAGUGACCAGUGUUGCUUGGCAUGUCCGGUUGAAGAAUUACUACCCGGAGAUAGAAAAUGACACAGAACUGCUUGAAGAGCAUCAGAGACUAGAGCAAGUUAUGGCAGAAAGUCGAAUCAGGGAGAAAGAGGAAAGAAUAAGAAAGGAGAAAGAGAAGAGAGAGGCAGCAAUAUUGGCGAAAGAGAAACGUCUAGAGAGAAUGAAAGCUAAACUUGAAGAGGAGUCACCGUUAAAGAAACAAAAGGUGGAGAAGACUCCCAUCAAACAAGAACCAAAAGUAAAAUUCCUGGAUGAAGUUAAAACAGAGCAAGCGCAGGUUAAGGCAUUUAAUGAAAAGGUAGUUAGUGUUACCAAUGAUGCGAAACUGAAGGAAACAUGUAUUUCAGAUAGAAAUAUUUUUACUGAUGCAGUGUUGACAGGGGAAGUAACUCCAAAGAAACAGACUAUUCUUGUGAAAACCGAAUCUGUAGACAAAGAUCUGAAGGUGGAGGAACAUGCUAAAAGUGCUGAAUUUAUGAGAAUACAAAAACAACAUGAAAUUAAAGAAUUGAUCAAGCAGAGGGCACCAAACAUACAGAAAUUAUCUGACAGUCAUCAAGAGAAGGAAACUAAGCCAGGCACCGGUGAUACAUCAGUCAGUCAGACUUCAUCAGAGAUCAGCAAACCAUCCGAGCCAUCAAUGCACAUUGAACCAAUCAACAUUGAGACAGCCGAGCCAUCCAUGCACACAGAACCUAUCAAAACAGAGGCAGCUAAGGCACAGGAAUCUCUGAGCAAUGAAACUAAAGCUACUGAUGUAGCAGACGAUAUUGAAAUAACUGCAGCUAAAAAUAAUUCACAAAAUGAGAAAAUGAUCAAAGAGGAUGUUCUUUCUGAUGAUCAUGUGACCAAAAAUGGCAACCCAGUUACUGAAGCAGUUGCUGGGUUACCAGUUACAGUGCCACCUAGUGUUGAUUCAGUAGACAACAAGGGUGAUCAUCAGCUUUUGGAUUCUCAGACAGAAGAGAAUACUACAAAUACUGCCACCACAUGGACAGGGGAGGUACUGGAAACAAGGGAGGCAAUUGAAACAGGGGAGGUAAUUGAAACAGGGGAGGUUACAGAAAUACAACCAAUGGACACUACCUAGAUAAAGCAGAAAUAUUUCUUCAUUGCAUCAUUAUUUGAUAGAACAUUUUGUGAAUAUUUAUAAAUAUUGUAAGUUUUUCUUUUUUUGAUGCCUUAUUUGUUAAAUAUUGUUAAGUGAUACAAUUUUUUUUCUAUGUUGUAUAUAGUUGUUUUUUUUGGCAAAAGAAGUACAGAAAACUUUUUUUAAGACAAGACUUUUAGUCCUACUUUUGAAGCAGAAAAUGCAGCUUUAAUACGUUUUUGUUCACAUAGGGUAUUAUACAUGCAAAAGUACAGUCCUUUAUGUAUAUUUUCAAAAUUUCUAAAAGCAAAUUGAUAACUGUAUGUUGGAAAUCAUGUCAUUACCAUUUCAAUUAUUUAUAGCAUUUUCAUAUCUAUUGAAUAUCACAUUGAGCUCUGUUGCUGCCAAUUUGAAAAUACCUGUAAUCUUAAUACAACAUUCGAAACACAAUUAAGAUAUAGUUUCAAUUAAAUGACUGAUCUGUAUUGUGCUAAUGCCUGCUACCAGGCAAGCAAUUUUGUUACUUUUUCAUCCACCUUUUCCGUAACAAGGUUUUCCCUGUAUUUACAUUAAGUGUAAGACAAUACCAUUGAUAUUACACAUCAUUCUAAAGAAACUGAAUGCAGUAACAGGAACUUUUUAAACUUUCAAAAUAUUUCGAUAAGUUUUGAACUCUUCAUAAAAAUGUUGAUGGUGGUAUUGUAAAUUUCAGCCAUUUUUACACCAGCUAUUCUUUUGACUUAAUUCUUUCAGAAUGAUAUAUAGUAUAUGUAUAUAUAUAUGGACCUUGAUUUGUAUGUUAAAGCUGCAAUUUGUUAAAAAACAUGUUACAGAUUAGGUAGAUAGAUUCAUAAAUAGGCUUUGAUAGAAUAACAGCACAUAUGUGCCCAUACAGCAGUCUGACAUUUCUGUUCUUUUGUUGUUGACACGAAGGUCUUAAGAUAUUUGAUUACAACUGCAUACUGGGUGUUCAGUAAACAUAAACUUCGGCUUUCUAAUAGACCAGAGAAAGGUCCAUGUUGACUUUUUUGCUCCAUGUCGAGUUUUCAUAAAGAUUUGUUAGUACAGUUGAAACUCGGUAUCUCGAAUUCCAAGGGAUCGAGAGGUUUACUUUGGGAUAACUGAAAUUCCACUUUAAAUGAUAGUACGUUCAUGUGUUUUUGGAAUUGAACUUGAAAAUGUCUUCGAGGUAGCCGGAAUUUGGAGAUAAUGGAGUUGGAGGUAUCAAGUUUAAACAGUAUUUGUUUAAAUAGCCAUGCCUCCAGGUUUACUUCACACUAUACAGUGUUAGGGAAGUUAAUAAAGUAUCAACGUUCAUGGAAAGUAAUGAUUAAGUUGAUAAUAUUUUCAGUAUUAUAUAAUGUAAAGCUAAAGAUCUUCAAUUUUACAUCAGAUUUUGAAAAUGUGCAUAUUGCAGAAGAUACCGUUUUAUGAUAAUUCAUGGACAAUACGUGUGUUUUUUAAGACUGGGUUUAGCUAUAAAUCUUGUAUAGGUUUUGAGGUCAGUCGUUUACUAAAUUUAAGACAAGAUAAAUAAAAAUUAGGCUUGAUGUCUGUUGCUAAAAAAACUGGUUGCUUUUCGUACAAAAAUUUGUAAAUAUAUCAGAUCUGAAACUACAGCAAAAUCUUAUUGAAACCUUAUGAAAACCAGAUGUUAUCUCAUUUAUGGAUCAAGAUACUUCCUUAAAGUUUGCUCUUAACUGAACAAUUCAUGAGGAAAAUCCCAAGUUAAGAUUCUGUUGUUUAUCCAUUGUUUACAGUUAAUAUCAGUGGUUUGAAAUAUUUCAUAAUCAUGACUUUGGGUCUGCUGUAUUUGUAAGAAGUGUUUGCAGAAAGUGUUUUAUAUGCAAAAAGACAGCUUUAAGUCAAGGAGAAAUCUUUGAAAUUUCUUUUUAUGCUGCACCCCUCACUGUUUGGUUUGUUAUAUGUUUUAGCCUACAGUAGUCAGACAAUGGAAGAUUGCCUUUGGUCAGUAGAUUAACCCUGUAAUUUUGGUGGUCAGAGGUCGGAUUCUCAAUGGUCUUGUUUUUCAUGUCCUUAGGUCAAAGGUGAAGGUGAAAGCAUAACUGAGUGAAAAUUACCACCCAGUUACAUCUGACAGUUCAUUGUAAGGGGCAGAUAAGUUUUACAAACACACUGUUUAAUUUUAUUGUGCUGAGCUGAGAUAAAACAUUUUAAGCUCGACUAUUCAAAGAAUAGGUAGAGCUAUUGGACUCGCCCGUGCGUCAGCGUCUGCGUCGGCGUCACGAUUUGGUUAAGUUUUUGUAUGUAAGCUGGUAUCUCAGUAACCUCUAGUGGGAAUGGAUUGAAACUUAACUCACUUAUUUACUGUGAUAAACUGACUUACACUGCACAGGUUCCAUAACUCUAUUUUGCUUUUUUACAAAAUUAUGCCCCUUUUUUGACUUAGAAAUUUUUGGUUAAGGUUUUGUAUGUAAGCUGGUAUCUCAGAACCCACUAAUGGGAAUGGAUUGAAACUUCACACACUUGUUCAAUGUCAUGAUCUGACAUGCACUACGCAGGUCCCAUAACUCUACUUUGCAUUUUUCAAAAUUAUGCACCUUUUUCGACUUUUUGGUUAAGUUUUUGUAUGUAAGCUAGUAUCUCAGUACCCACUAAUUGGAAUGGAUUGAAACUUCACACACUCAUUCACUGUCAUGAUAUGACAUGCAAUGCAUAGGUCCCAUAACUCUACUUUGCAUUUUUACAAAAUUAUGUCCCUUUUUCAACUUAGCAGUUUUUGGUUAAGUUUUUGUAUGUAAGCUGAUAUCUCAGUAUCCACUUAUGUGAAUGGAUUGAAACUUCACACACUUGUGCAUUGUUAUGAGCUGAUAAGCACUGUGCAGGUUCCAUAACCCUGUUUUGCAUUUUUACAAAAUUAUGCCCCUUUUUCGACUUCUAUAUUCAUUCAAUUGACAGGGCUGUUGAAUAGUCGAGCGUUGCUGUCCUCCAACAGCUCUUGUUUGUUAUGGAAUUACCUAAACAUUGCUAUUUACUGCUUGUUUUUAUCACAUAAUUUUCAAUAUCCAGUCUAUACUAGUAUAUGAUAUCUGAACUUCUUUGUACAUCUGUUUUGUUCAAACCUUGGUAUAUUUGAUGUGACCAAGUUAGCUCUGUUGCAGUCAAAAAAGUAUCACAGGAAAUAAAUGUCAUUUUUUCAUUUUGUUUGAUAAAGGUAACAGUCUGUGGUCAUACAGGUUUCUCAGUUAUGUAAGGGUGACACUUCAGUUAAGACUAAAGGUUAUGAAUUUAACACAUUUUCAUCAGUAAGGGUAACUGGGUUCGGUCAUUGGCAUUUGGAGCUGAAACAUGGUAAUUUCCAGUCACAUGUUUGGUAUAGUAUGCAUUAUUUAUCCAAUACUGCAACAAGUCCUAAGUUUUCACCUUCCUUUAUCAGCUGAAAAUCACAAGUGUAUAGGUGUGCCAUGCACCAGGAACUUUCUGUUACCAUGGCGAUGUGUGAUGCUAGAAUGACCACUAAAAUUUUAAUCAAGACGUAAUGCUAUGCCUACAAAGGCAGACAAUUGACUAUUGAUACUGACAAGAGCAGGUGCUGAAGAUGAUCAUCUUCAGUGGUGUAAACUUGAGUGUUACUUUUGUGACAAAAAAGGUGUCUCUAUAACCACAAUUGAGACAUUACCUUUAUGACCACAAAUGAGAGGUGUGGUUAUCUUUAUGACCACAAAUGAGAUGGUGUUACUUUUGUGACCAUAAAUGAGAGGUGGUGUUUCUUCUGUGACAACAUAAUGUGUUGCCUUUUUGUCUGGUGAUACCCAAAAUUGUCCUUGAUAGUUGCCACAUGGUCUGUUGUGCUUGAAUGAUUUAAAAGUAUAUGGAUAUUUCUUUAUGCUUAAAUGUCUAUGCAGACUGAUGUUCAGAGAACAUUGAAAUUAUAAGAACAUAGUCUUUUGGUUCUAUUUCUGUAUGUAAACUGUUUAAUGUCCUAUGGUCUUACUAUUGGAUGUAAAUAAUUGACCAUCGUCUGGUCUUACUACUGGAUGUAAACAAGUGGUCAUCUUCUGUUUCUACUACUGGAUAUAAAUGAUUGGUUGUCUUCGGAAGUUUUGACUGCACAACAUUUUUAUGAUGACAGAGUUAAGUGCCCUUGGAUUUAUGACAUUCUUUUGUCUUCUGACAAAGCAGUAUUGUAAAGGGUUUCAAUUGCUUCCAGUGAUAGGCCAGGUUUUUAUGAGAAACUGCACCUGUAUAAGCAAAUCUUUGUGCUUCUUGAUUUGGAACCUGGCGUCAUGGUUCUUACCUUGGUGUCUUAGUUGUGAACCCGGUGUAAAUGGGUUUUAAAUAGAGAUAUUCCAGUUUUAUUGCCGUGUCAGGCAGAUUGUUCUUUGUGAUGCCAUUCAUCCUGUCCAACUGAUUCAUGGGAAAGUUUGGAAGUUACACAGAAUUUAGUCAGUACUGGUACAAAAUCCAGAAAAAAACUAGGUAAAUACUUAACUACACGACAGAAAUAUUGUUGAAAACAGCAGGAGACUCAAUCUGUACAAAUAUCAUACAAACUGUUAAAAACUUUGUGUUAUUUCAGUUCAAGUGCUUUACAUCAAGUACCAAAUAUCUGCACUGUAUAUAUUUUCUUUUACCAAACUCUUCAGUAAAUAUGUGCUCACCAAAAGCUUGAGCUAUUGUGAUUGUGAUUUUGUUCAGAUUGACUGACUUCUCCCAAGUAGUUGCUGUUAUAUUAUAAUCUCCUGUUGAAAUAUUCAAACAAAUACUGUGAAAUCAUUUAGUUCAUUGAGGGACCUAUGUGGCUGAAUGGUUAAGGCCGCUGACUUCAAAUCACUUGCCCCUCGAGUUAGAGCCUUGUUUGGGACGUAGAAUUCUUCAUGUGAGGAAGCCAUCAGGCUAGCUUAAAGAAAGUUGGUGGUUCUACCCAGGUGCUCGCCUGUGAUUAAAUAAUGCCCAGAGGGGCACAUGGGAUCUUCCUCCACCAUAAAUAGCUGCAAAGUCGCCAUAUGAGCCAUAUACCCAACAAAAAAUUUAAUUCAUAUGCAUGAAAUCUUGCAUUUUUGGUCAUAUGUGCUAUUCCAUGGGGUUAUGAAUUCAAGGAUUUCCUUUAGUGUAGAAUAAAUGGGAAUUUUGUCUGUUUGUUGAGACUUUUUUUAUUGAUUGAACCACAAGUUCCCCCCAUGAAUAUAAAUGAUUUCACAGUGAAAUGGCUAAGGUUUACAAGCUCUGCUGUUUGUCAGUUUCAGGCAAAAAUAGUUACAUUUUGUACAACAAAUGUGGACAUUUUAUACAACAAACAUGAACAUUUUAUUUUACAAUAAUGGCUUUUUUUUUUUAAAUUUCAUAUCAAAACAGCAUAAAGAUGGAAAAAAAUUAUGUCUAUGGGUUAAGUGAUAGAUUUUUGGUUUAUUUGAGUCUUGAUGUAACUUUUAAUUGUUUUUAUCCUGUUGCCAUGGUAACUGUGAGAGUAAUUGUUGAUGUUAAAUAAAGCUGAAUGAUGGGAAAUUGUU